Messenger RNA from Sclerotinia sclerotiorum 1980 UF-70, 1362 nucleotides. RefSeq lists its product as hypothetical. The record is from RefSeq and is a predicted model, not a curated record. Gene Ontology annotation, cellular component: cytoplasm. The coding region runs from base 1 to 1362 and encodes 453 amino acids. The transcript has 3 exons. Lineage: Eukaryota; Fungi; Ascomycota; Leotiomycetes; Helotiales; Sclerotiniaceae. Gene Ontology annotation, molecular function: ubiquitin protein ligase activity; zinc ion binding.
AUGGAAUCUUUACCAAAUGCGCAGCCAAAUGUGCAGCCAGAUGAAGCUUCUGCUAGCCAAACCGGUGGCACGUCGCGAAGCCAGAGCUUUUCCUCCCAGAAGUCGGAUGAUUCCCAUACAGCAGCGGAAUUUAUCACAUCUCAACUAGAGCUCGAAGCCGAGGCGCAGACAAACACAAAGGGUGAUGUACACUCAGAAGCUCCAGAUUCCAAGAAUAAAUACAAUCACAAUUUCAGAAAUCGUUUCUGCGGUUGCGCAUGCGACUAUGAUGCUUACAAAGAGAAGGGUACGAUGUUUCAAUGCUUAGGACUAGGCGGUGCUGAUGAAGAUGGUUGUGGCGAGGAUUGGUGGCAUCCUGGAUGUAUUGUAGGUUUAGGUCCAAAUUGGUACGAAACGAUGAGCAAUAAGAGCUCAUCCAAGAAUUCGAAGCAAAAGAAUGAAGGCCCUUUGGAAUCAAUUGCAGAAGUUGUGGAACCAGCCGCGAUAGAAGCAGAUAAUGAUGGAAUUGGGCACAACAAAAUUGAAACGAAUGCGCCGAAAAGCGAUACAGUCGCGCAAGAGGAUGAGGAGGAAGAUCCACCUUUACCUCCAGGAUUUCCUGAUGAAGACGAUUUUGAAGGAUUUAUUUGUUACAAAUGUGUUGAUGCAAAUCCAUGGAUCAAAAGAUAUGCCGGCACACCUGGUUUUCUCGCGCCUGUUUUCAAAAGGAGUGCUGCUCCUUCUCCUGAGAGUGACAUUCCGACCAAAUCUAUGAAUCUACUUACCCCGCCGAUACCUGAGUCUAGAAAGCGCAAGUCCGAGGAUGAUGAGAUUUCUAAUGGUUCUUCAGCUUCGAAACGAGUCAAGAGUGAAGGAGGAAAGCCAGCCGGAGAGGAAUCGAAAAGCAACGAUAACAGCACUCCUGCAACAUGCAAAUUCAAGGCUUUACCAAAAGCACUAGAUGGUCAAAUGUCUUUGUUUUUCACGUCCGAAUUUCGAGAUCAUCUCUGUCAUUGUUCAGAUUGCUUUCCAAAACUAUCGAAACAUCCACAACUUCUCGAGGAGGAGGAAACCUACGAGCCGCCAGUAUCAGAAGGGGGUGAUGGAGGAAGCACUGUCGGUAGCGGAAGCAUAUAUGAUCGUGGCGAAAGUGCUCUUAAGAAUGUUGAUCGUGUUCGGGCAAUUGAAGGUGUAAUGGCGUACAAUCAUUUGAAGGAUAAAUUGAAGCCAUUUUUUCAAAAGUUUGCAGAAAGUGGACAGGCUAUUAGUGCAGAAGAUAUUAAAGAACACUUUGCGAAGAUAAGAGGUGAUGAACAGGCUGUUAGGGGUGCUGAUGAGGGUGCUAAGGCGGAGGAUAAUAGAAAGGAGCAAAGCGGUUAUUGA